This is a messenger RNA of Brienomyrus brachyistius, 2709 nucleotides long. RefSeq names its product GTP-binding protein Di-Ras2-like. The coding region runs from base 813 to 1412 and encodes 199 amino acids. Gene Ontology annotation, biological process: signal transduction. NCBI's taxonomy places the organism in Eukaryota, Metazoa, Chordata, Actinopteri, Osteoglossiformes, Mormyridae. The record is from RefSeq and is a predicted model, not a curated record. Gene Ontology annotation, molecular function: GDP binding; GTP binding; GTPase activity. Gene Ontology annotation, cellular component: plasma membrane. The transcript has 2 exons.
AACACAGCCAAGUUUGAAAAGAGGCCGAUAUAGCAUAGUGUCCUUCCAUCGCCCUUGGUAUUACCACCUUACAUUUAACCUAGAUCGUGGAAAGAGUUUUUUUUAUGUAAAACGGCGAGCGGGAGGACAGGCGGUAAUCGAUCUCGGGAUUUUUACAGCAGUUACGAAUUGAUCGUUUACUGUACUACGUACGUAGUAUUGAGGGAGUAGUACGGAGGUCAGAUUUCAUAUUUAACCAUUUGUAAGCACUGACAUGGAGUAAUAAACAUUGAUGUGUGUUUAAAAUUGCGCUUGUUAUUGUUUUAAUGGCUAUGAAUGAUGACGUUCAUAUUCCAAUCACAUACCAUAAAAGCAAUGCGUCGUUAUAAUUAAUACACAGCAUCGUAUUUGUGUAAAGUGUCACGUUGAUUUGUAUCGUGGUAUGAAUGGAGGAAGGCGAGUCCAUGACCAAUAAAUGAAUGAAAAAGAGGUGGAGCUGUUUACAAGUGCCUUCUCAAGGGAGGCGAUUUAGUGAUGCUUUGUAACUUGAAGUUUAAAGUUAAUAAUGCUUAAAUGGUGAUUUUAAAAAGCAUAACAUAAUUCGUUGAAAAAACAUCUGCAUAAAAUACUAUAUCAGGAAAGCACCCUUUACUACAGGAUGGUAUAAUCCAUUCGGAGGUCUGUAUAUAACUACAACACUGGAAUUUCCAUUUGCAAUAAAAAGGAUUCCGCGGGAACCCAUUCAGAGUUCCUCAUCAGCUGUGCCAAGCCAUCUGGGUAUGUAAGGUCAGCUACACCAAGAAGACCCGUAAGAGGCUUGGCGAAGUUAGACCAUGCCUGAGCAGAGCAACGACUACCGCGUGGUUGUGUUUGGAGCGGGUGGGGUUGGUAAGACCUCCCUGGUCUUGCGCUUCGUCAAAGGCACCUUCCAUGAAACGUACAAACCCACCGUGGAGGACACCUACCGGCAGGUGAUCAGCUGCGACCGCAACGUGUGCACGCUGCAGAUCACCGACACGGCUGGCAGUCACCAGUUCCCCGCUAUGCAGCGUCUGUCCAUCUCCCGGGGUCACGCCUUUAUCCUGGUGUACUCCGUCAUCAGCCGCCAGUCCAUGGAGGAGCUGCAGCCCAUCUACGAGCAGAUCUGUCAGAUUAAGAGCGGUGACGCGCAAGGCCUACCCAUCAUGAUCGUCGGUAACAAGAGCGACGAGAGUCAGCGAGAAGUGGCCGUCGGCGAGGGCGAGGGGCUAGCGGCUCGCUGGAAGUGUUCUUUCAUGGAGACCUCCGCCAAAACCAACCAUAACGUACAAGAACUUUUCCAAGAGCUCCUCAACCUGGAGAAACGGCGGGCGGUAUGCCUGCAGGUGGACGGUAAGAAGUCCGGGAUUUGGCCGUCCACGGAUCGGCUAAAGGGCAAGUGUGAUUUAAUGUGAGCGCCACGUUGUCAUUUAUUGUCCUUGAUGUUGUAACGAUCUGUCAGACACGUUUAGCACAAUGGUUUUGCCUUUUUGCAAUACAUUCUUACAUUAUUAUAAAGUCAAUAAAUUAAUUUUUAACCAAAGGAAUUAGUUACAUAUUUUGAAUAUUAAUAUUAUAAAUGCACUACUGAAUUGAAAAAAGAUUAAAUGGCUCACUGUGUAAAAUUUUAUAAUUUGGUUAGACCUCCGGACCGUGGUGAGCGAAUUGCUGCUGCUUCGGAUAGAACGCGGCGUCCAAGAUGUUGAAUUGGCUGUUGAAUUUGAUUGAAUUUGGUUACAACCCCCCCCUCCCCAUACACCCCCAUAAUUUAUGUCCAUGGUGCUUCGUAAAAAUCACAAAAUCGAUCCCCUGAAACCAAAAUCCCUCAAGCAUCACAAAUGACACAAAUAGCGUGGAGCCCUUAUCUAUCACACUGUCAGUUUACGGCUGGCAAAGUCCACAACAUCUUUCAUUUAAAUUCAUUGCAUAAUUACAGAGUGUCGCACAAAAGAGCACUGAAGAGGUGAAAUAGCUCUGAGAAUGAGGUGUGCAAAUUUCCUCCACCCUGUAUGUCAGCAUGUUCCACAGGCCAAAGAUGUAUGGUUAGGCUAACUGACAUCUAGGCUUCUAAAUUGUCCAAAAUUGUGCGUCCUGGAAUAGACUGCACCCCCCCGUGAAGGUUUCCAGGAGAAGCAGUUAUAAAGUGAUGAUGUGUUUCCUCCGCAGGUAAAGUUUUUACACCACACCAUCUUUUCCCUCUGUUGAACAUACACUGUGUUUCCAAAAAUACCCCAAGUGAUUCAGGGUUUUACAUCAUCAUAGUUUUUCCACAGAAGCUCCAUUUUUAAUUGGCGGCUUUCAAUAUGACUCAUGCUAAGACCCGUGUUUGCUCCCAUCAUAAUGAAGGCAGGCAGUGACACCUUGGACCCGGGCAGGAGUCUCCAUGCGAGGUGUUGCUAGGCGACUGACGGAAGCCUUUCCCCGGUCCAUGGUCUUCCAAAAAAAAAUAAAAAAUUUCAGAGAGCAGGUGCUGCCUCUCUGGCUUUAUUCCAUGAAUGACCGUGAAACACAAAGAAAAGUAAACAAGCAGGCAUGACUAACCCACUUAUCUGACGCGAUCCUGACGCCAGCGAACCACUCUGUACCUCCAUGUGAUGACGGACCAUAACCUUGAUGCAUCUUUGCGGAGCGGGCGAGCUGACGGUGCUGCUGAUGGAGGCUGGGGGCAGCCAUGUGGGAACCAUCUCGCCCUCAGGAUUAAGGCCUCCAAAG